This is a messenger RNA of Rhipicephalus sanguineus (brown dog tick), 1856 nucleotides long. RefSeq names its product elongation of very long chain fatty acids protein 7. Gene Ontology annotation, biological process: very long-chain fatty acid biosynthetic process; fatty acid elongation, saturated fatty acid; fatty acid elongation, polyunsaturated fatty acid. The record is from RefSeq and is a predicted model, not a curated record. Gene Ontology annotation, molecular function: fatty acid elongase activity. Gene Ontology annotation, cellular component: endoplasmic reticulum membrane. The transcript has a single exon. The coding region runs from base 475 to 1365 and encodes 296 amino acids. NCBI's taxonomy places the organism in Eukaryota, Metazoa, Arthropoda, Arachnida, Ixodida, Ixodidae.
UGCAUAAAAUUAUCGUUACCGGGAAGUGAUGACAGUUGCCUGGAGCUCCGUCAGCCGUCCGCUUUCUACCGAAAAAGAGUACCACUUCCGAAUGUUUCUACCUCGCUUCGCGUCAUAUGGUUGCCGCUGUGGAACGCGGAACCGGUUCUUACGGGACUUUCUCCGAGCUUUUCGUCGCGCAACAGAACUGUGCCCGGCGAUGCGGUGGACGAAAUGGAAGCUACGUCCGAUCUGUCAGGAAACGCACUCUCGCUUCCUUCUUUCCCUCGCCGGAUCUCCUCACUGGCUCGACCCCAAUCGCUGCGGUCGCCGGUGAAGUCGGUCGUUUCACCCCAGCCGUGGCUCACACGGCCUGAAUCAGUGUUCUGUCGCGGAGAUUGCUCCCCCGCAAAAGGUGUUCAGGGCGCUUCGUGGUACAGCGAACAGAAAAGGAGCAGUGCCGGGCAGAAGCGACGGUAGUCGCUCACGGGAACGAUGGAGUCUGGCGGCGUGACAGCGUCCCUUACCGAGGCAUGGCGUUACCUGAUGUCCAAGAGGGACCCUAGGACCAAGGACAUGCUCUUUAUCGGUGACCUCCGCUUUAUAGUCACCGUGCUCGGGCUUUACCUGUACAUCGUGUACCACGGGGGUCCGCGGUUCAUGCGCAAUCGGCAGCCCUACAAUCUCAAGGGGGCCAUCAUGGCCUACAACUUCUCGAUGGUGGUACUCAACGUGUUCUUCAUGUUCAAGUUCUUCCAGCAUUCCUUCUGGUAUGGCGGAUACAGCCUCUUCUGCCAGGGCAUGACGCACUCUACCGACUAUCACGCGCUCAUGCUUCUCGAAUACUCCUGGUGGUACCUGUUCGUCAGGAUCGGCGACUUUCUGGACACGUUCUUCUUCUUGCUGCGCAAGAAGUACUCGCAUCUGACCGCGCUCCACGUCUCGCAUCACGCCCUGGUCGUCUGGAGUGGCUGGCUCUGGCUCGCCUUCGGGGGCGACGGCCAGGUGUUGCUCGGCAUGUGCGUGAAUGCCGGAAUGCACGUCAUCAUGUACACCUACUACUUCCUGGCGUGCCUCGGACCGUCGGUGCAACAGUACCUCUGGUGGAAGAAGUACCUCACCACGAUGCAGAUCACGCAGUUCGUCGUGCUCCUCAUUCACAUCUGCAUCCCACUCUUCUACGACUGCGGCUACCCGCGCAUCAUGAUCGGCCUGGCCUUCGCGCAAGGCCUGCUGGGCUUGGUGCUCUUCAUAAACUUCUACAUUCACGAAUACAUCAAGAGGAAAGGAAUGAAGAAGAUUGCUGCUGCCAAACUGGCAGAAAGUGACGGCGCUCAUACUCAACCAACAGCGCGGCUCCCAGGGGAAAGGCCGAAGAAAGCCUAAGUUCACUACACUGUGGAUAUGUUUUCAAGACUAGCUUAGCCUCACUAUCGCGUGAGUACGGGCGUCGGUGACGCCAUUUCAUAGCCUACGUGGUUCUGAAUGCAAGCAGUUCCUCCGAAGUGUACUCGAUUGUGGGACGAUAUACUAAGACUUCACUAACUGCCAACAGGCAGUUAUCUGUUCAGUUAUCGGGUUAGAAGUAUUGUCCUCUCUCACUUACGUUUCUGAGCAACAUGCUUCAUUCUCAUUAGCCUGUCAGCUUUAUAAAGCUUUCUUUGCGUGACUGUAUAGAACUUCCAAGUAAUGCUUUUAAUGUGUAUGAUUUUUUUUCGUUGCCAUAGCAGCGUGCUUCAGCACGGUGCACGUACUAUUGUUCCACGCCGCAAGUGACAAGCGACGCCUGCACCAUUUCGUUGGACUGUUUCAUUUUUAUUGUUGCGUUUUGUUUUUGAGAACAGUCUAUGCAUUGUUUUAAUAAAACGGGUCAUACC